Didymodactylos carnosus is the source of this 429-nucleotide messenger RNA. The record is from the annotation of a GenBank genome assembly. Lineage: Eukaryota; Metazoa; Rotifera; Eurotatoria; Philodinida; Philodinidae.
AUGAGUGGCGGAGUCGGUAUACUACUUGGUACUGGAACAGGCACAUUUUUAAGCCAAACAACGUAUACGAUUGGACAAGAUCCAAAUGCAGGAACAUCCGCUGAUUUCAAUGGCGAUGGCAAGAUCGAUUUAGCUUUCCCUUUGUCAAACGACAACCAUACCUGUAUCCUACUUGGCACUGGAACGGGCACAUUCUCAACACAAACAAAAUAUCAGACUGGAAAUAGCGGAUGGUUUACAAUAGCCGUUGAUUUCAAUGGCGAUGCCAAGAUUGAUUUAGCUGUGGCUAAUCUCGACGACAACACUGUGAGUAUACUACUUGGCACUGGAACGGGCACAUUUUUAAACCAAACAAUAUAUGCGACUGGGUCUCAACCAAUCUCGCUAACUUCCGCUGAUUUCAAUAGCGAUACGAAGGUUGAUUUUUGA